Molecule: messenger RNA, 2395 nt
Organism: Cantharellus anzutake
Lineage: Eukaryota; Fungi; Basidiomycota; Agaricomycetes; Cantharellales; Hydnaceae
Product: armadillo-type protein
Exons: 12
Coding region: 40-2184 (714 amino acids)
Biological process (GO): endonucleolytic cleavage to generate mature 5'-end of SSU-rRNA from (SSU-rRNA, 5.8S rRNA, LSU-rRNA); endonucleolytic cleavage in ITS1 to separate SSU-rRNA from 5.8S rRNA and LSU-rRNA from tricistronic rRNA transcript (SSU-rRNA, 5.8S rRNA, LSU-rRNA); endonucleolytic cleavage in 5'-ETS of tricistronic rRNA transcript (SSU-rRNA, 5.8S rRNA, LSU-rRNA)
Cellular component (GO): 90S preribosome; preribosome, small subunit precursor; nucleolus
Molecular function (GO): RNA binding
Source: RefSeq, a predicted model, not a curated record
GCUCAAUUCAAUUACUGUAUCCUUCUGCCAAAGUUCACAAUGCCUAAAGAGCUUCGUAAAAGGGGGAAGAAGAAACUAAAGCAACAGGAUCAGGAUCACAGUGGGGAAACCCGUGGCCCUACGUCGUUCAGCGAAACCCAAGCAGAGCCUGGCCAAACGACCCAAGCAGAUCCUGAUGCACCCUUCGGCAUCGUAGAACCUAACCUCAAAUCGUACAUCUAUACCAUUGAGGCGCAAUUAAGAGAAUGGAAUAAUGGAGAAGCUACUUACGAAUAUUCGGAUACCAUGAGGCCCCUUGAAGAGCGUACGGCAUUCAUAACCUCAGUCCUCGCGGAAAUUUCUGGGAAGGAGCCCCAGUUAGCCACGGACCCUCGUUGUUCCGCUGUUCUCGAACGUCUCUGUUACUCUAUGGAUGACCUCGCACGUCGGACCUUCAUGGAACGGCUCGCUGAUUCCUGGGUGCAACUUUCCAAGCACCGAUUUGCAUCUCAUGUGUGUCAAACUGCUCUUGAAUUAGCUUGUCACACCGUCAGCCGUGAGCAUAGUGGUAAAUUUGCAAUGUUUGCGUUCUCGGAGCAGAAAAGCAUGACGGACAUCAUCCUUGACGCGGCCAAGGAAUUGAUAGAUCCCCUUUGUGAACUCAUGAUGGACCAGUUUGCCUCACAUGUCAUUCGCGCUAUGUUAAAAGUAUUGGAUCCGUCGUCGUGCGUUGGGGGUGAUGCCAAGUCAAGCCACAAUUCAUACAGUCGAUCAAAGAAAAGCGAGGCGUUUAGACAGCGUCAGGGAUCAAUGAUGUCAGUCUUUCAUCGUCGGGAGGAGACAUCGUCGCCGUAUCAGGUGCCAAAUUCGUUUGGUGAAAUGGCAGGGAGAUACGGGGAGACGCUUCGCCAGAGUUUAGGGAAUAACGAAGUCCGUGCCAUGGUGAUAAAUCCUGUUGCGAGCCCAAUUCUGCAGAUGCUUUUAGCUAUCGAGUCAAAACGUGGAGAAUCCGAAGUUCCUGGCUCCCUCAUGGACCGUGUUCUCGUGGGGAUGGUCACUCGACUACUCAACCAGGACCGUACCAUAAUUCGGGAAGACUAUAUAGAAGCCUUACUCAAGGAUGCCACUUCCUCGCAUCUGAUGGAAGUCCUAGUCGAGAUCUCACCCCCACAAAUCUUCCAUCAGAUUUGGGCGACGUACUUUGUUGGUCGUCUUGGACAAUACAUUACUCAUCCUAUUGUCAACUUCGUCGUUGCAAAGGCGGUCUCUCGCAUCGACAACGAGGAUCACCUGCGCGGUCUACUAGCAGAAGCCAAAGGCGGCUGGGCAAGGUCUAUAUCUUUAGGCCGCAUUGGUACAAUCCGAGCGCUCGUAGAGAGAUCCACCAGUCUCGGUGUAUUGGAAGAAAAAAUCAUCGAGACGAUCAUUUCAUCCUUCGGCAUCACGAAGGAGGAUGAUCAGCAAUUCAUCAUACCUUGCAUUUUGCACCUGAAGACCCUGGAGGCAUAUCAUGCAAGCCAAGCUUCCCAAAACCAACCAGAAAAUGAGCCCUCUGGUUUGGAACAGCCUCCGCAGCGUAAGGAGGGAAGGCCCAAUGACUCGAAGUUCUCCACUCAAGGUGCACUCCUGCUUCAGUCCAUGCUCCGUGUACACGCUCCUUUUAAUGCUAGUGUCUUGGAAAGCUUACGGAUGCAGUCUGCCGAUGUGAUAAUAGAAAUAGCACACGACCCAACAGGAUCUCGAGUGCUGGACGUCGUGCUGGAGGCACCGAGAGUCCCAUACCCCGCCAGAAGAAAUUUCAUAAUGAGUCUCCUGGGCAAAUACCAUAUACUCAUUGAUGAUAGACUUGGUAGUCGGGUUGCCGAUAGAUGCUGGGACGCAUCCGAUGCACGUCUCAAGAGAAAAAUCGCGGAGUCUCUCAUUCCUCAUGAAUACUUCCUUGCACAGUCGAUCUAUGGGAGACACUUUGCUAAAAAGAUCCGCAUUACCCUAUUCCAACGGAACAAAUCGUUAUGGGUUUCUCAACAGAGUUUGGGUCCACCUAGAGGGACUUCCCAACAAUUGUUUACAGACGAGUCUACUGCCCAAGACCACAGAGAAGACCAACAAGAAGUUGGACUCGGCUCACCGAAGAAGCGGAAGCGCAUGGACGAAAUAGACGAAAUCUUUUCGACAGUGAAAAGGCAACCGAAAAAUGGCUCAUAGGUGCAAACCAAGGAGGAGGGGCUGUUCUGAUGAAGUGAUCACCAAACCCAGGGUUCUUCCAGGAAAAUCAGGCAGCCAAAUGACGUUUCUUGUUUCUGUCUUACACUGUAAUCCAAUCACUGUUCCUGUUCUCGAUUCUUUGCUUGUCCACGAUGCCAGCCAUGCAUGGCGCCAUCAAUUUACUUUUUUGGAAGAUCUUUUCGGCCUUCGG